AUGACGUCCGCAGCAAACCCUCCAAACCCCCCCAAUAUUCACCCUCCGACCACUGCAGCUGCUGCGAACCACGGAGGAGGAGCCACGGCCCAGCCCCCCACCCCGACUGCUUCUCACGCGUCGCCUCCAAGCAAACGGGAUUUGAAGUCGUGGUGGAAAAAUUUCAAGCUCUCCAAGCAUGAGGAGUCACAUGGUGAAGAUCCCUCCACUCCUUGCGCUGCUCUUCCAGAACAAUGCGUUUCUUUUGCGGCGGCGUGGCACAAUAACAACUCUGGCUACCUGUCGUCCCUGGAACAUGUCUCGCAGCAGUACACUCACUCAAGCGAGCCUGUCGCACCUCCGCCCAGACCGGCUCCCAGCUUCACCUCCAGCCCUGGCUGGCUGGGCCGAGUCUCGCAGAGGCGCAGGACGCGACGCCGCCGCUCCCUCAGCAUCUGCUUGGACGCGAGCCCACAGGCUCGCCCCUCUCUUUGUCUUUGCACCUUUGCUCCUCCACAAAUGGCCCAACUGACUUCUGCAGAAACCACGAAAGCACCCGGCAUUUUCGGUGUGCCGCUGCGACAGAGCAUCGUCUACGCCAACGUCGCCAUAUCGCUUGUCGACGACAACGGUAAAAGCUACAUCUACGGAUAUGUUCCCAUCGUGGUUGCGAAGUGUGGGGUUUUCUUAAAAGAGAAGGCAACAAAUAUCGAGGGUAUUUUCCGGCUGAAUGGGUCUGAGAAGCGCAUCAAGGAGCUCAAGCAGGUCUUUGACUCCCCAGACCGCUACGGUAAGGGCCUGAGUUGGGAUGGCUACACGGUUCACGAUGCAGCAAAUGUGCUUCGGCGAUACCUCAACGAUCUUCCAGAGCCUGUCGUGCCGCUUGAGCUCUACGAGAACUUCCGGGGCCCGCUGAAAGGCGCGACCAAGUCGGCUGUUGGUGAUGCCGACGGGCCCCAGUUCAUCGACGACUUCGACGUCGAGGCCGCCAUCAUCAAGUACCAGCAGCUCAUCACACAGCUCCCUCCACUGAACCGACAGCUCUUGCUUUACAUCCUCGACCUCCUGGCGGUUUUCGCAGCCAAGGCAGAUGAAAACCGCAUGAAUUCGCAGAACUUGGCAGCCAUCUUCCAACCUGGCAUGCUGUCCCAUCCCAGACAUGCCAUGGCCCCGGAGGAGUAUCGGCUCAACCAAUGUGUCCUCAUAUUCCUAAUCGAGAAUCAAGAUCAUUUUCUGAUCGGCAUGCAAGGCACUGCUGCAGAUGAGAAGACGGUCCAGGAGGUCCAGAAGGGCACCCCGGUCAUCAACGCACCUGCGACGCCCAGCUCAUCUCGCAAGUCAGGUGUCCACAGAUCUGCGUCAAAUGCCAGCGCAGCCGCGGAAAGUAUAUCUCGAGACGGUGCGAUUCGACGCAACAAGUCUACGAGUUCGAGACAUUCGCGCGCCUCCAAUGGUGCCCCAAGCCCUGGCAGUCCUGCCCUGGCGUCAACACCAACAAGCGGUCUCGGCAGAAGCAACACGGUCCCGUCCAAGAGAUCGCCGGCCAUACAGUCUGGGAGGUUUGCGCACAUGAGAAACGAGACUGCUGGAGCGCCUGUGUCCCCUCUGACACCCGUAGUGGCAUCAUCCGCGAACAUACCCGCUCCUCCAACGGUCCAAGAAGUCGCAACACCUGAAGCUAACGAGCAUGCCGAUCCACUUGUCAGCAGGAAAGGCGGUUUGACGCCUGGGUAUGCGGCAGAACGAAGCCAGGAGCGGCUGUUGGAGCCAAAACCAGCUCCCGAGGCCGUGACUCCAACCAAAGAGCGGAACCUGAGCAGCUUGUUCCAGCGCUCACCAACGGAAAACAGCGAAAAGAAGCAGCCCAACAAACUGCGGAAAAAACGCAUCCCUAGCACAAAUCCCAGUGCGGCAAGCUCUGUCGCCUCCCUCGCUCACUCCAGUGCUGUGUCACCGACUGUCGAAACAUUCAAUCCGAUCGAGAAAACGAAGGAGUACCCGCAACAAGAGGCCGAAGAGGCAGCGCAGGACUUGUCAAGGCCGGAAGCCAUAGAUACGCCUUCCGAGCCGACUCCGCGAGCCUCGCAGAUGCCAUCAAGCGGCCAUCUGCCCACCGAAAAUGCAGACCACGGACUGAGAACCCAUCAAUCGCCACCAACGUCACUACACAGCUCAUUCAACGAGGGCUCGGAGAUAGAUCGCGUGGAAGAGCCAAUACCAUCCAUCGAGCAAGUUGAGCACGGCGAGCUGCAAGACAAGGACAAGAAGCGACGGUGGCGACUAUCCCGCAAGAAGGAGGACCUGGCCGACACUCCUGAGCCAGGCGUUACCUCACCUAGGAAGAUCGGUUUCAACAGGACCGCCGAGAUGAGCAACAGCUCGGUUGGUACGGACGUAAACAAGCCCCGGCACAGUUUCACAGGCGAAUCCUCUGAGCCGACUUUGGAGGCUCACUCAAGCCUUGACUCAGGCAGCAGAGACGCGAGGGAGAACAGAGAAGAGUCGAGGGGGAUUUCGGGGUGGAUCAAGAACAAGAUGCGAGAGGCCAAGGAGAACGCUGGACGGACCAAGUCUCCGCCCGGUGAUCGCGGAUCUAUCAGCUCGCUUCCCGUGCGCGGGAAGAGUCUUGACAUCAAGCGGUCAGCCGAGGCAGAGAAGGAUGCCUCUCAGAGAGCGCAUGAGCCCAACUCAUCUCAGCACUGA
Messenger RNA from Diaporthe amygdali, 2682 nucleotides. RefSeq lists its product as uncharacterized. Lineage: Eukaryota; Fungi; Ascomycota; Sordariomycetes; Diaporthales; Diaporthaceae. Gene Ontology annotation, molecular function: GTPase activator activity. Gene Ontology annotation, cellular component: cell cortex. The record is from RefSeq and is a predicted model, not a curated record. The coding region runs from base 1 to 2682 and encodes 893 amino acids. Gene Ontology annotation, biological process: signal transduction; activation of GTPase activity; regulation of fungal-type cell wall organization. The transcript is spliced from 2 exons.